Messenger RNA from Sitophilus oryzae (rice weevil), 1375 nucleotides. Its product is annotated as odorant receptor Or2-like. Lineage: Eukaryota; Metazoa; Arthropoda; Insecta; Coleoptera; Curculionidae. Gene Ontology annotation, molecular function: olfactory receptor activity; odorant binding. The transcript has 6 exons. The record is from RefSeq and is a predicted model, not a curated record. Gene Ontology annotation, cellular component: plasma membrane. Bases 88 to 1290 code for a protein of 400 amino acids. Gene Ontology annotation, biological process: detection of chemical stimulus involved in sensory perception of smell; sensory perception of smell.
ACAAAAUUAUUCAUACUUAUUACAUGUUUUUUUAUGUAAUAUUAUAUUAGUUAAAUUAUUGAAAAACGUACAUUUUCUUUACCAAUAAUGAAAGUUACUCCUAACAACGACGCUUUUGUUAAAACCCUAAAGUGGCUGAUGAUUUUUGCUGGAUUUUGGAAAUUACCUUUAUCAAAAAACCCAAUAUUGAACAAAAUAUACUUAAUUUAUUCAGACGGAAGCAAAGUGUACAUGUUUCUAUUCAUAAUUUUGCUGAUUAUGGAACUAUUCAGGCUGAUUAAAGACCAAGAAAGCUCCCAAGUGAUUAUAACAAGUUUCAGUCUUGUGGUUACCUGUAUUUUGAUAGCUGUUAAAACUUAUAUUAUCAUAAAAAGGAAUUUGGUUGAUCUGAUCCCAGAAAUCAUGGAAAAAGAAGAAGAAAUAUGGAACUGUGAUGACGAAGAAGUUAAGGGUAUUUUUAAAGGCAAGGUAUUUUUUUGUAAUGUUUUAUGCACAGGUUUAACUAUGGUUCAAGUUGUUUGUCUGGCAUCUAUGUCAUCUAUGGCUUUUACUGGCAAUCAGGAAUUGAUAGAAUACAACAGAGCUCAUAAUACGUCUAUAGAUACCUACUAUUGGUACCAAUUAUGGUUUCCUGGUACCAAAUUGGACCAUCUAGCCUGGGUGUACACUUUAAAUGGUUGUUUUGGAUGGGUGGCAUGUUCUAAUAGCAUGGUGUGUCAUUCUCUGUUGGCCACACUCAUGAUUUUUGCCACUACAAAAAUGGAGAUCUUGUGUGCUAUAUUGAGAAAGUGUGUCAAAGGAGAGGAUGAUGUGUUUUUGGACAGGAAUAUGGUAGAGUUGAAGAAAUGUGUGGUUGAGCAUCAGAAUAUUAUUGAAUAUGUAACAAGACUAAAUAAAAGUAUAAGCAUUAUUCUCUUGAUGCAUUUUCUUCUAAAUUCUUUUGAGAUUUCUUCUUGUGUCACGGCAUACCUUAAGGGCUCUGUACCCAUGCUUCAACAAAUAUUUUUAGCCUCCUAUGUUACUCUAACCCUCUAUCAAAUCCUGAUGGCCUCAUGGAAUGCAAACGAGAUUCAAUAUCAGAGCACUAGAAUUGCUGAUGCUUUUUAUGAAUGCAAUUGGCUUCUACUAAAUAAAGACGGCAAAACUAUAUGCCUGAUAUCAGCACAAAGGGCUCAAAAACCUUUAUCGGCCACCCUUGGUCCUUUUGGAGCUAUGACAAAUCAGUCAGGACUAUUGGUUAUAAAGGCUGCGUAUUCUUAUGUCAGCGUAAUGAAUACUGGACCAGUUUAAAAUCUAUAAAGAAUAAUUUAAAUCAAGAAAAAUCACUGUUCACGCUUUGUAUUCGUUUAAAAAUAAUUCAAAGAACACAAAAUAA